This is a messenger RNA of Pneumocystis jirovecii RU7, 843 nucleotides long. RefSeq lists its product as uncharacterized. The record is from RefSeq and is a predicted model, not a curated record. The coding region runs from base 1 to 843 and encodes 280 amino acids. NCBI's taxonomy places the organism in Eukaryota, Fungi, Ascomycota, Pneumocystomycetes, Pneumocystales, Pneumocystaceae. The transcript has a single exon. Gene Ontology annotation, biological process: regulation of transcription by RNA polymerase II. Gene Ontology annotation, molecular function: RNA polymerase II cis-regulatory region sequence-specific DNA binding; DNA-binding transcription factor activity, RNA polymerase II-specific.
AUGAAGUCUCUUCCUCUAUUGUCUCAGCAACAUCCUGUGGCUCUUCCUCCCCUUAAACGGCAUCAUUCAAUGCCCGCAUCCGAGCAAGUCUUUUUACAGCCUUGUAAUAUUUACCGCAGCGGUUCAACUUCCACAAUCUCAACCACAAGCACUCUCGAAACACCAUCUUCUCAAACACUCCCUCUUACACCACUUAAAAACAAUAUUCACAAAGAUUUUUAUACUACUACACCUAAAAUGCAACAUACAGCUACACCUAUAUUACUGGAUAAUCUUUCGUGUGGACAGCCUAUUCUUAAAAAAAGCCGACCAUGUCUUGAGAGCAUUAAAAUAACGCGUUGCAACACAUAUCCUGAAUAUAGUGAUGAUCCCUACUGCACGUCUACAUCAUAUUUUGCUUAUAGUCCAUCAUUCCCUCAAUCUCUUACAGAUUCUUUUUACGAUAAGUCAUCAGCACAAAUCAUGGCUGCUAGCAAUGUACUUAACUAUUUUCAACAUCACUAUGGUCAACAAGAGUCGUCUAAUUCGUAUAAAGAUAGUCAUUAUCUUCCUUUGGUUGUCUCUUCUCUCGAUAAAACUCAUAUUUGUGAUAUUUGUAAUAAACGCUUUAAACGUUACGAGCAUCUUAAACGUCAUGAGCGCUCACAUACCAGUGAAAAACCAUUUCAGUGUAGUAUAAGAGAAUGUGGACGAUGGUUUUCACGUAGCGACAAUCUACGAGCUCAUUUACGUACUCAUUUCAGACGCGGUGGUCGUAAUUUAUUUGUAGGAAACCCUGAUGCCAAUGAUGAAAUUAACUAUAUGGUUGCGGACACAACAAAUUCAAAUGCCUUUGAAAAUUAA